Molecule: messenger RNA, 3345 nt
Organism: Limulus polyphemus (Atlantic horseshoe crab)
Lineage: Eukaryota; Metazoa; Arthropoda; Merostomata; Xiphosura; Limulidae
Product: unconventional myosin-Ic-like
Exons: 32
Coding region: 358-3345 (995 amino acids)
Biological process (GO): actin filament organization; vesicle transport along actin filament
Cellular component (GO): cytoplasm; plasma membrane; microvillus
Molecular function (GO): ATP binding; microfilament motor activity; actin filament binding
Source: RefSeq, a predicted model, not a curated record
UCUAUCAAGAGGUGAAGAACGUUGGCUAUACAAGAUUGUUAGAACAGAGUGUGUUACUGUAAGGAAAGUUGGGUGUGACAACCUUUAUUUUACCUUUCUUGGCAUAUUAAUCGUUCAAGGUGUUACUUGUUACCUGGACGACAGAAAAUCUAUAGACUUGGUGUACUUCAGUUCUCAAAUAUCUUUUGAUAAGAUGCCACAUAAGUGAUUAGCUAAGAAAAUCGUAUCCGUAGAUGUUGAGGAAAUACUAGUUAAUUACAUGAUAAGAUGAUUUGAUAGGAGAAAGCAAAAGGCUGUCAUGAAUGAAGUACAAAGAGACUAGACUGUCGUUACCAGUGGAGUGCCUCAGGGGAAACCAUGGAGAACGCCCUCCACGCCCGAGACCGGGCGGGUGUUCAGGAUUUUGUGCUGCUUGAAGAUUACAGGAACGAGGAAAGUUUCAUAGGAAACUUAAGAAAAAGAUUCAAAGAGAAUCAUAUUUAUACUUACAUUGGAUCAGUUUUGGUCUCUGUGAAUCCUUACAAAGACUUGGGGAUCUACAAAAAAGAAUUCGUGGAGCACUAUCGGAAUGUAAACUUCUACGAGUUACCACCGCAUGUGUUUGCAAUUGCUGAUACAGCCUACAGACUUAUGCGAGAGGAAUGUUGUGACCAAUGUAUCCUGAUAUCUGGAGAAAGUGGAGCGGGAAAAACAGAAGCUUCAAAAAAAAUUCUCCAUUACCUAGCUGCUGCUAGCUAUCAUGCUAAGCAGGUGGAACACGUUAAAGACAAACUUUUAAAAUCAAAUCCUGUCUUAGAGGCUUUUGGCAAUGCAAAAACCAACCGUAAUGAUAAUUCCAGCAGGUUUGGCAAGUACAUGGAUAUUGAAUUCAGCUUCUUGGGAGCACCACUUGGUGGUCACAUCUUGAAUUACCUACUGGAAAAAUCACGUGUAGUUCAUCAAAAUCCUGGUGAGAGGAACUUUCAUAUAUUUUACCAAUUAGUGAUGGGAGCAGAUGAUGAGUUGCUACAGAAGCUCUUCCUUCGUCGAGAACCUGAGUUGUAUUACUACAUGAACCAGGGAGGCAGUACUAGAGUGAAUGGAAUAGAUGAUGCAGCACAGUUCCAAGUGGUAAAAAGUGCCUUAACAGUCAUUGAUUUCACAGAAGAGGAAGAAGAAGCUUUAUUUACAACUGUUGCAUCUGUUUUGCACCUUGGUAAUGUGGGUUUUACUGAAAAUAAUGGUCAAGCCAUAAUAGCACAAGAAAAAUCGGUAUCUUCUGUAUGCAAGCUUUUAGGAUGUCCAGAAGACAUGUUGAAAGAUGCACUUACUCAUCGCACUAUUGAAGCUCGUGGAGACUCUGUUGUGAGUCCACUGAACCGGGACCAGGCUAUUUAUGCCAGAGAUGCUCUCUCUAAAGCUGUGUAUGAGAGACAGUUUAAAUGGUUAGUCAAGAAACUAAAUGAUUCACUAGAGAAUAAGGAUGAGUCCGGGAGGAAAACCUUAAUGGGAUUACUAGAUAUAUAUGGAUUCGAAAUUUUUAAAAACAAUAGUUUUGAACAAUUUUGUAUCAAUUAUUGCAAUGAGAAACUUCAACAACUUUUCAUCCAGUUAACCCUAAAAUCUGAACAAGAAGAAUACAAGAGAGAGGGGAUUGAGUGGGAAACAAUAGAGUAUUUCAACAACAAGAUCAUUUGUGACUUAAUAGAAGAGCAGCAUAAAGGUGUUAUUUCUGUUCUGGAUGAAGAAUGUCUUCGACCUGGUGAUGCAACUGAUUUAACAUUCCUUGAUAAACUUGAGACAACUGUUGGAUCACAUCCACAUUUCUUGUCUCACAAACUAGCAGACAACAAGACCAAAAAAACCUUAUCGAGAGAGGAAUUCAGACUCAAACAUUAUGCAGGAGAUGUAACAUAUAAAGUUGAAGGUUUUCUGGACAAGAAUAAUGACCUACUGUAUCGAGAUCUUAAAAGGACAAUGACAAAGACAUCCAACCUCAUUACAAAAAGUACAUUCCCUGAAGAUGAGCUUACAAGUAAAAAAAGACCAGAUACGGCAGCCACACAGUUUAAAAAGAGUUUAUCUCAGCUAAUGCAAAUUCUUAUGUCCAAAGAACCAUGGUACAUUCGGUGUAUAAAACCAAAUGAUAACAAACAGUCAGCUGUGUUUGAUGACACAAUUGUGGGACAUCAAGUGAAAUAUCUUGGUCUCAUGGAAAACCUGCGAGUUCGGAGGGCAGGAUUUGCAUACAGACGCCCUUAUGAAGUUUUCCUUAAAAGAUACAAGUGCCUCUGUCCUGGUACUUGGCCAAAUUAUCAGGGCAGUGCUAAAGAUGGAGUGGAGAAGCUAGUAAACCACUUGGGUUAUCGACCAGAUGAUUAUAGGAUGGGAAAAACUAAACUUUUUAUUCGUCUUCCACGAACCCUCUUUAAAACGGAAGAUGAUUUCCAGCAUAAGAAGCAUGACUUGGCUACAAUAAUCCAGGCCAAGUUCAGAUGCUAUAGUCAGAAAAAGAAGUUUCUACAGAUGAAAACAGCAGCAACUCUCAUAGCAUGCUAUUGGCGAAGAUAUUCAGCCAAGAAGUUACUUGAGAAAAGGAGAUGGGCAGUUAAGGUGAUUCGCAGCUUCAUCAGAGGCUUUAUUACAAGAAAUGAAGCAGAAAAUGAAGACAAUAAGCGUUUUGUGCAGUGUGUGAAGGCUGAAUAUUUACGCCGUCUUGCCCACAAGUUGCCAAAAAACAUCCUUGACAAGUCUUGGCCCCAUGCUCCUGGAUCUUGCCUUAAGGCUUCAGAUCUGUUACAUGACAUGCACAAGAAGUGGCUGGUCAGAAAAUACUGCAAGUCUAUUUCUGCUGAACGAAAAGCUCAGCUUGACCAAAAGGUUGUGGCCCAUGACCUCUUUAAAAACAAGAAGCAAAGUUACCCUAAAAGUAUUGCAAGGCCAUUUGUUGAAAACAGACUGACAUCUGAACAAAAUUCUCUUAAAUCGAGUGCCUUUGACAAAACUACCAAACCAGAAGAUGAAAAGACUUUGUACUGCACACAGGUUACAAAGUUUGAUCGUCAUGGCUACAAGGCUCGUGGAAGAAUCCUUGUUUUGACCACCAAAGCCAUCUAUCUAUUAGAUGAUAAAGAUUGUAAACUAAAACAUCGACUAAACUAUCAAAACUUAAUGGGUUUGUCUGUAAGUGGCCUAACAGAUGGUAUACUAGUGCUGAGGAUAUGCAAGGAGCUAAAAAAGGACAAGUGUUUGGGAAAAAAUAUAAAGCAUUUGGAUGAAGAGGAAAGAGCUGAGAGUACUUGUCUGGCAUUUCAUGACAAGCCAGAUCUACAGUUUGCCCCUGAAGAAGAAAGAUCUACCUUUUGA